CUCUUAAGGGAGGCAUCCGAACCGGACAAACAAACAACAUCACAGUGACAACUUCCAACAGUGAUCCACCACAAGUUAAGUCGCAACAAGUCCAGAGAUACCUUAAGAGUGAUGCCCUCCGGUGUGUCAGUGAACUCUCUAACUCCAUACAUGUCAAAACAACAUAUGAAUACAACAAUCGUAAUGUAUUGAAUUAGAGUCUUGUAUAUAAUACAACAACCACUCUAAAGAAUAUCAAUACAAAACAUAUCAAAACAAAUUUAUCAUAUCUCUUUUAAUUGUGUAACUCUAUGUCUACUUAUAAUCGUACUAGUAAAAAUAUUUAACUCGUAGACUUUUUAAUGUAAUAAAACUACUUAAUAAUUACGAAUCUUCAAACUUCAUCUUCAAAUAUCUCCUGAAAUGCCAUCAGGUUGUCCGGGAUUGGUCGGUUCGCAUCUGUUACCGUAGCGGUGCGGGCCAAUGAGGCGGGCGGCUACGCGCAGCCGUAGCGCCGUAGCCCGAAGGCGCGCGGGGCGCUACGCCAUCGACAGACGCUACGAAGGAGCUGCUACGUCUGGAAUCUGAAAAAUGUGUUAGCGAGCCGGCAGAGCCAAUUGAUGAGGGAGACUGCAACACCAUGCAGGGGCUCCAAGCCGCUAAAGACAAGGCCUCCGGCCUGUUCGCCAACAAACCCCUUGUUUUCAAGAACUCACAAUAUGAAACCUUCCAUGUGGGGCAGAAGGGUUAUCAAAUGUACGAUGGCGAGGACUUGGAGACGCCACCGUCUCCUGACAGGCCACCACCACGACCCAUAGACAAGUAUAUCCGCGCCGAGUGCCCAUGCCUGUCGGCGCGGUACACGGUGGCGCUGCUGGCCUGCUUCGGCUUCAGCAUCAUGUUCGGCAUGCGCUGCAACAUGAGCAUGGCCAAGCUCAAGAUGUCGGAGAUCAACAAUACGCCAUUCAACUGGACGGUGGAGGUGGAGUCCUCGAUCGACUCAUCGUACUUUUUCGGCUACCUGAUCACCCAAGUGCCAGGAGGCUUCCUGGCCUCGAUGUACCCGGCUAACAGGAUCUUCGGAGCGGCCAUUGCCAUAUCAGCUUUGUUGAAUAUGGCGAUACCCGGAGCCAUGUCUGUGGGACCUGCUGCUGUUGUGAUUCUCAAAGUAGCUCAAGGGUUUGUUGAAGGUGUAACGUACCCCUCCUGCCACGGCAUCUGGCGGAAUUGGGCGCCGCCUCUGGAGCGCUCGCGGUUGGCCACGCUGGCCUUCUGUGGCACCUACGCCGGGAUCGUGGUGGGCAUGCCGCUGUCAGGGCUGCUUACCGACUACAUCUCGUGGGAGGCGCCGUUCUAUUUCUAUGGCGUUUUCGGGGUCAUUUGGUACACGAUGUGGCUCUGGCUGGUAUUCGAGAAGCCGAGCAAGCACCCACACAUCGCUGGCAAGGAGCUGACCUACAUUGAGGAGUCGUUGGGAACGGCUUCCCAGGCCGCCAUGCCUGGCUUUUGGGCUACACCUUGGAAGGAAUUCGCGACCUCACCUCCGGUUUACGCUAUCAUCGUGGCCAACUUCUGCAGAACAUGGAACUUCUGUUUGUUAGUCAUAUUCCAGUCUGCAUAUUUCAGCAGCAGGUUUAAAAUGGAGAUUACUGAGUCUGGCUUCGUUGGCGCUAUACCUCACCUGAUCAUGACGUCACUCGUGCCUAUCGGUGGUAUGCUAGCCGAUUACCUGCGGAAGAACAACAUCAUGACCACCACCAACGUGAGGAAACUGUUCAACUGUGGCGGCUUCGGCAUGGAAGCAUUCUUCUUCGUUCUCGUGGCCUACGCCAAUAAUAAGUACGUAGCCACAAUAGAGCUGACUCUGGGUGUGGCGUUCAGUGGCUUCGCGAUAUCAGGGUACAACGUGAACCACCUGGACAUCGCUCCUCGGUACGCGUCCAUCCUCAUGGGGCUGUCGAAUGGCAUCGGCACCAUCGCCGGGUUCCUGGUACCCAUCGUGAUUGACUACAUAACUCAAGACAGGAAAAUCUACGCGAAAGCUAUAACGGAGUGGCGCGACGUAUUCCUCAUGGGCGCCACGGUACAUUUCAUCGGCAUCACAAUAUACGGCAUAUUCGCUUCGGGCGAGCUGCAGCCGUGGGCGGAACCCACCCAGCCGUACGAGACGCCUGUCAAGUCGCUGGACCAUGAGACGACCUUUUCGGAGCAGCCAUCAGCCCCACUCAAGGGCACUGAGAACGCAGGGUACGGCGCCAUCCCUCCGCCGCGCCCCCCCGCGCCCGAGAAGCACGUGCCCAACAACCCCUUCGUGUCCGGCGCCAUCUACCAGGCCGAGCCUGUGCAGCCGCCCGCGCUGCAAUACCAGGACCCCACCGAUGGCACUUACUAGACCUUUAAGGUAUUUCUUAAGUAAUCCUGGUCCGGUAUGGAUUUCCUUAUAUUUUUAUAGAUAGGUAGAAAAAAAUACAUUUAUUACUGUUUUGAUUCAAUAGCUUGUACGAAAUAUCAUGUUGUUUCUAGCAUCCGUCGCCUGCGACAUAGUGUACCUGUAUCUACAUAUGACUAUGUGUACCUGUUUCCAAAUUAUUUUAAUAUCAGCUAUUGAAUUUCGUUAUUAUUGCUCAAAGAUGAUAGUCAUUUACUAUUAGACUUGUUAUUUAAAUUGAAUCUCAUAUUUUUAAAUAUUUAUUUACGCAUAAUCUUUGUACAGUUGUAAAUAAGUUAUAUUUGCAUAUCAAAUAUCAACGCUUUAAGUGUCAGUCAGUUACUACGUUGUAUAGCGUCUAUUUCUUGGAUAUAAUCUCAGAGUUCAGUACAAAAAAGUGCAUACCACGACUGUCUAUCAGAAUAUAUUAUAGUUAUAAAUAUUAUUUUCCGAUGUUCACAAAGAAGCAAAUCAACUAUUUAAAGGUUUCAAAACGCGUGCUAAACAAUGAAUAGUUAGUUGAGUAUGUUUGAUUAGAAUUUGCACAACUGAACAUUUUCAUUACUCGUAGCUAAGUUUCAUAAAAUUGUUGUAAACUGUUUAUAAAUAUUUAAGUAAUUGUUCAAAAUUUAGUAUUGUACCCAUUUGGAAAAUAUAAAUGUACUUAAUAUCUACCUAUAAUAGGUGUAGAACGAAAAUGUUAA
Messenger RNA from Ostrinia furnacalis (Asian corn borer), 3111 nucleotides. It is a transcript of the gene VGlut, whose product is annotated as Vesicular glutamate transporter. Gene Ontology annotation, cellular component: synaptic vesicle membrane; excitatory synapse. Bases 620 to 2371 code for a protein of 583 amino acids. Gene Ontology annotation, biological process: regulation of synapse structure or activity; transmembrane transport; synaptic transmission, glutamatergic. Gene Ontology annotation, molecular function: neurotransmitter transmembrane transporter activity; L-glutamate transmembrane transporter activity. The record is from RefSeq and is a predicted model, not a curated record. Lineage: Eukaryota; Metazoa; Arthropoda; Insecta; Lepidoptera; Crambidae. The transcript has 14 exons.